Rasamsonia emersonii CBS 393.64 is the source of this 1212-nucleotide messenger RNA. RefSeq lists its product as uncharacterized. Bases 1 to 1212 code for a protein of 403 amino acids. The transcript is spliced from 2 exons. The record is from RefSeq and is a predicted model, not a curated record. Lineage: Eukaryota; Fungi; Ascomycota; Eurotiomycetes; Eurotiales; Trichocomaceae. Gene Ontology annotation, molecular function: protein binding.
AUGGUCCACCUCUCUCCUCUCCUCUGCAUAGCUGCAGCAGCAGCCCUCCUCUCCGCAGCAGACGCCACGCCCCUCGUCCCAAGAAACCCGACUCAUAGCAACGCCCCCGCCAAAGCCGUCUUUUUCCAGACCAACAAAUCGCCCAACUCCGUUGUUGCGCUCCCCGUCGUCGAUGCAGAUGGUAAACUUGGCGAUCCAGUCUUCCAUCCUACAGGCGGCAAUGGCGCUGCUGAACUCGCUGCAACGGGGGGUCCCAGUACCCCUGACUCGCUAGGCAGUCAGGAUAGUGUCGUCGUGGAGGGGAAUCACCUCUUCGCCGUCAACGCCGGCUCCAACCAACUCUCGCUCUUCUGCAUCCCUCCUUCCAGCCCGACAAACCUCUCCCUGGUCGGAACCUACACCACCCCCGGCGACUUCCCCGUGUCCCUGGCCGUGCAUCGCGACCUCGUCUGCGUCGCCCACGCCGGAUCCCGCGCCGGCGUCAGCUGCGCGCGCUGGACGCCCCGGGGCAUCGACCCCUUCGACGCCCUCCGCAGCUUGGACCUCAACCAGACGAACCCGCCCAGCACGUCGCGAAACCUCCUGUCAGAGACAUACUUUGCCCACGAUGGCCAGGGCCCCGUCCUCGUCGCGCACGUCCGCGGCAUCACCAGUACCACCAACAACACAAACACGGGCUUCCUGGCCACAUGGGCUGUUGACCAGCAGCAGAAGACUCAGACUCGCGUCUCAGACAAAGCGACAAUCGUCUCCCCCUCCGGCACCGCAUCCCUCUUCGGCGCCGCGCCCAUCCCGCACUCCUCGCUCGUCUUCGUCGCCGACCCGACCUUCGGCGGCGUCACCAUCGACCUGGCCCGGCCGCAGACGCCCGUCACCAAGACCGUCGUGCCGCGCCAGAAGGCCAUCUGCUGGGCGCGCCUGGGCGUCAACCACUCGACAGGCAUCCUGCCAGACGCAGGGCUGAACCGGAUCGUGCAGGUCGACCUGCUGUCCGGCGGGAUCCUCCAGGACUGGACCUCGGCGAAUGGCAAUGCCGGGAAUUUCGACUUCUCCCUCGCGGGCGACAGGCUGUAUGCCCUGGCUUUUGGCGCGGGUGAUACGACUGCCCAUGUGGCGGUGUUUGAUGUCUCGGGGUUUCCGUUCGCAGAUGUGCAGAAUGUUGUUGUCAAUGGGACGGAUAGGUUUUCGAUGGGUCUGGCUGUGUAUUCUUAG